AUGGCGACCGAAACCCACGCACUGGUGUCCUACCCCGUUGACAGCACCACAUUCAAGCCAGACUGGCGGUUCGGGAGUGUCAAACUCCUACGAUCACCCAAGGAGCACGAGCUGAAGAUUCGGAUGGUCGCCACCGGGAUCUGCCACUCGGACAUCGUGGUCGCGUCGAUCCCCAACCAGCCGGACCGCGGGUUGACGUUCCCGAAGGUGCUGGGCCACGAGGGGGCGGGGAUCGUCGAGGCGGUCGGCCCGGGCGUCACGGCCGCGCAGGUGGGCGACCCGGUCAUCCUGUCGUACAGCCACUGCAGCGAGUGUGACCUGUGCAAGGUCGACCAGCAGCCGUACUGCCUGAACUGGGCACUGCUGAACAUCGUGGGCGAGAAAGGCCACUUUGAGACACAAGCCGAUGGCGAGGACGCGCCGGGGAAAUUCUUCGGGCAGAGCUCGUUCGCGGGGACGAGCAUCGUGAGUGAGAAAAGCGUGGUCAAUCUCAAAGGUCUGGUCAGCUCGGAGGAUGAGGACGAGUUGAAGCUCCUCGCGCCCUUGGGGUGCGGGCUGAUGACCGGGUCCGGGGCCGUUAUCAACGGCGCGGGCGUCAAGCCGCACGAUAUCGUCCUCGUCACGGGUCUUGGUGCCGUGGGGAUGGGCGCUAUCAUGGCGGCCAAGAUCGCAGGGUGCAGGGAGAUCAUCGCGCUGGACCGCGUGGCGCAUCGGCUGGAGACGGCCAAAGAGCUGGGCGCCACGAGGGUGCUGGAUACGACGACCACCCAGCAAAAUUUCGCGGAGGAGAUCCAGAAACUGGUGGGCGGGCAGCGCAUCUCCGUUGUUGUGGAGACCACGGCCGCGGUGCCGGUCAUCAAUGAGUCGCUCAAGUCCCUGGGUAAGCAUGGCAAGUUCAUCCAGCUGGGCGCGCCGGGGUAUGGCACCGAGAUCACGCUCCCGCUGCAGCAGUUCUUCACCGAGAACAAGUCCUUUGAGUGCCAAUAUUUGGGGAAUACGACGGGCCAGGCUUGGGUUCCCGUCAUGAUCAAGUGGUGGAGGGAGGGCAAGUUCCCUGUCGAGAAAAUUGUCGAGUACUUCCCGGCCAAGGAGGCGGUGCGGGCGAUCCGUCAGAUGGAGGAUGGAACGACGAUCAAGCCGGUGCUUGUGUGGUAG
Cladophialophora yegresii CBS 114405 is the source of this 1155-nucleotide messenger RNA. RefSeq lists its product as uncharacterized. The record is from RefSeq and is a predicted model, not a curated record. The transcript has a single exon. Lineage: Eukaryota; Fungi; Ascomycota; Eurotiomycetes; Chaetothyriales; Herpotrichiellaceae. Bases 1 to 1155 code for a protein of 384 amino acids. Gene Ontology annotation, molecular function: zinc ion binding; oxidoreductase activity.